UCCGCGCCAUCCUGCUUCCGCAGAACCGCUUGACCAUUCCGUCGGACCGCUUUGCCCGCCCAAUUUGAACACCAAAGAUGCACCGCCGGCAUUUUAAUGCACCUACGUUCGGGUAAAGUCAAGAAGAGCGCGGUUGCAAAUCAUCCUCGCAAACCCAUUACUACAAUGCCUGAUAAGAAGGACCAGGGUGCGCCCGCACAAGAUAUGUGCAACAUUAUUGCCCAGCUGACCGCGCUGCUCGAGCAUCAGACAAACAUAACUCCAGCAGCCAGUUUCCAUUUGCAGCUCGCUGUGCCUACAUAUGAAGGGCACACAGAUACGAAAUCGGUGGCGGACUUCCUUCAGGAAAUGGAAGAUUACCGCAAUGCGCAAGCCAUUACGGAUGACGUUCUUCUUCAGCGCGUUUUGCCCGUCGCCCUGACUGGGUCCGCCGCCCGCUGGCGUCGUCGCCAGUCAUUCCAAAGUUGGGUGCACUUUGAGCAGCUACUGCGAGCAGAAUUCCUCCCCCCCGACUACGUUGUCCGCAUGAAAGACGAGCUUCGCGCCCGUAGUCAGGCGGAGGAGGAAAGCCUCCUAGAAUACAUACGGUCCUUUCAGGAGCUUUACGAGCGCGCAGAUCCUUCAGCACCCGAAACGGAAAGAGUCACCCGGGCAAUCCGGCAAGCUCACCCACGCUUCCAGGCUUAUCUAAGGGGCCGCACCUUCUCUUCACUUGACGAUCUCGCUAAAGCGGCGUCCGAUAUUCAGGCGACGAUGUUGGCAGAGCUAACUUACCAGCCUCCACCCCCGCCUCAAGCCUCCCUCGAGCCGUCUUGCGCGUGGCACGGUUCUCAGAUUGCAAGCCCGGGGAAUAUGGUACCGCCUCCAAGGGCGCUGGACCCAUUCACUCACCGCACCUUUGCCACCCAGGUACCUUUCCGGCCUCCGGUCGCGGAACCUGCCACAACGUUGCGAGGCACUCGGGGCCGCAGCAGGCCUGUAGUGGCUGCCGCCCAAUCAGGCGCAGCAGAUACACGCAGGAGCAUUCCAGUCUGCUUCCAGUGUGGAGGACGAGGCCACUACAGGAGCCAGUGCCCGAGCCCCCCUGGCUCCCGCCAGCAGGGAAACGACGAGGGCCGGCGGUGGUGA
Molecule: messenger RNA, 1128 nt
Organism: Dermacentor albipictus
Lineage: Eukaryota; Metazoa; Arthropoda; Arachnida; Ixodida; Ixodidae
Molecular function (GO): nucleic acid binding; zinc ion binding
Source: RefSeq, a predicted model, not a curated record